Molecule: messenger RNA, 1548 nt
Organism: Rhinichthys klamathensis goyatoka
Lineage: Eukaryota; Metazoa; Chordata; Actinopteri; Cypriniformes; Leuciscidae
Gene: snap23.1
Product: synaptosome associated protein 23.1
Exons: 8
Coding region: 214-858 (214 amino acids)
Biological process (GO): exocytosis; synaptic vesicle fusion to presynaptic active zone membrane; synaptic vesicle priming
Cellular component (GO): plasma membrane; SNARE complex
Molecular function (GO): syntaxin binding; SNAP receptor activity
Source: RefSeq, a predicted model, not a curated record
CACCUGUCAUAUGACUGCACAUGCGCACCACUGUCAUAAUCUGUCUGAAGGAAUUUCGGAAAGAGUUUGGACCAGCACGGGAAAUAAACACUUUCUAAACACUUAGACCGAUCGAUCCUCAGUCUUAUCCUUCUCCUGCCCUGGAAUCAACCUCAACCCCAGAGCGUAGAGCUUAAGGCCACAGGAGGGGCAGCAAACUUGGACACCAGCAAGAUGGCAGACAUGUCAGUGGAGGACAUCACGAUGAGAGCCAACCAAGUUACAGAUGAGUCACUUGAAAGCACUAGGCGGAUGCUACAGAUGGCAGAGGAGAGCCGGGAGACGGGGGUCAAAACAAUGACCAUGCUGGAUGAGCAGGGAGAGCAACUUAAGGGAGUUGAUCAAGGAAUGGAUCAGAUCAAUCAGGACAUGAGGCAGGCUGAGAAGAACCUGACUGAUCUGUCCAAAUGCUGUGGCCUGUGUGUGUGCCCAUGUGACAGAGUGACUUCCAUUGAGCAUGAUGGGAGAUAUAAGCGGACUUGGGGCACAGGCAGUGACAACGCCAGCAUGCAGGGAAAAGAGGGCGGUGUGGUAUCCAGCCAACCGCCCGCCGUUCGCAAUGGGCAGGCUGUUUCAGGUGGAUCAGCAGGCGCCUCUGGCCCCUACGUCAAGAGAGUAACGAAUGAUGCACGAGAAGAUGAGAUGGAGGAGAAUCUGGAACAGGUGGGCGGCAUCAUCGGGAAUCUCAAGAAUCUGGCCUUGGACAUGGGCAAUGAGAUCGAAAAACAGAACAAGACCAUUGACCGCAUAACUGAUAAGGCUGAUAUGAAUAAAGCUCGCAUUGAUGAAGCCAACCAACGAGCCAACAAACUUCUGUAGAGAAUGGACACUUCCAGCAUCUUUCAGGAGCCUGAUUGUUUGAUCUUACCACACACUUACACAAACUUUCUGCUUCACAGCAAUGAAUUGCAGCAAGUGAGUUUUUUUUUUCAAUGCCAUCUGUGCCUUUUAUUGCAGUCUUUGUUCUAUUGUAAGUAGGUCGACACAUGCACACAAACAUAUUAGAGCCUCCUGUACAAUCCAGUCUUCACCCUUAAUAUGUGGGACAAAUAUGCUGGACGCACAGAGUGCAGUUGUUUUUGCGGCUUUGCUCACUGCUGUCCUGUCAGUCUGUAAUGGAUGGGAGUCAAUCUCUCGGGAUGGUGAUGGGUUUUGUCCGUCCCUCUCUCUGGACUUGAGUCAACAUGGCCAAUUCUUUCACUAAUCUGAAUGAGGGGCCAAAGACUUAUGACAGAACCUUCAAUGUACCUGUAUGCUGCCCUUAUAGCCGUUUAUGUAUGUUUGGGCGGAUUGGAUGUUUGAUUUGUAUGUAAUUUUUUUCUGAUUCUGUUACUGAUUAUACUCCUAUUUAAUUAUCUUAAGACAUUAAUAGGCCUUGUGAAUACAGUUGGUCCUGUUCAAUGUUUUGGGUAAAAUUUAUGGUAGUGUCGUUUUUUAAUUUACCAUGCUAUAUAGGAAUAGGACAUUUCACUAUAUCUAUUUUAAUUCUAAUAAAGCCAGUAUAAUCCU